Messenger RNA from Rotaria sp. Silwood2, 1044 nucleotides. The record is from the annotation of a GenBank genome assembly. Lineage: Eukaryota; Metazoa; Rotifera; Eurotatoria; Philodinida; Philodinidae.
AUGGCGCAACAGAUUUCAUUCGAUUUUCGACUUCUGCUUGUCGAAGAAAACGAUCAACUUUCAGAUGAUGAGCGGAAAAAACUACACUUUUUAUUUCAUCGUAUUGUUCCGCGCGGUAUUCGAGAUGAUCACACUCUGGGAGGCACCCUUCAAUUGUUCGAGACACUGCUCGAUCGAGCAUUGAUGAGUGAGACAGAAUUUGACAUCUUAAUUCGAGCUUUUGAUGGAAUUGGAAAUCGAUAUGCUGCUCAACGUCUCAAAGAGCAUCAACAUUUGUUGCGACAGAAACCAAAGCAAGGACCGGAAGCGAAUUCGGAAGAUAAAUCGCAAAAUUCAUUGUUGCCAACAUUGAUGUUUGACACUAUUGAAGAUAACGAUGAAGAGGAUAAGCCACAAACAUGCGAUCACACGUCGUCACUUCAACAAUUAAUUGAAAGCCGUCGAGAUGAUCCAAACGGCAUUUUCAAUGACAAUAUCGUAAACGAUGCAAACAUCUGUCUUCUUGCCGAAGAGUCUCGACGAAAUACUCAUAGAUGGCAUACAUUGAACUUGUGGAACAACAAUAUAGGACCCGAUGGAGCUGUUUAUAUCAAUCAAAUUCUACAAAAUUCAAAACUUACCUCUCUUCACCUUGGUAGAAAUUACUUGAGAUCGAAAGGCUUAGCGAAACUCAAUGCUCUUAACAAGCAUCAUUAUCUAACCGAACUUGAUUUAUGGGAUAAUAAAAUCGAUGACGAAGGUAUCGAAGCUUUAGCCACACUGCUUCCGACAACAGUUCUUCGCAAAUUAAAUCUUGGUACCAAUGAUAUUGGAGAUAAAGGAUGUCAAGUUCUCUUUGCUAAUCUUCCUCGGUCGUUGAUUGAUCUAGAUCUCUUUUCAAACAGGAUUUCUGAAGCAUGUCUUCAAUCAAUCUUGGAAGCAAUUCCAAAAUCCAGGCUUCAGAAAUUGAAUCUACAACAUCAACAAGUUGAUCGUUGGAGUCAAAAGAGCCAAGAAGACUUGAAACGUGUUGGCCAAUAUAACUCAUGUCAAAUUAUAAUUUAA